Molecule: messenger RNA, 750 nt
Organism: Vigna unguiculata (cowpea)
Lineage: Eukaryota; Viridiplantae; Streptophyta; Magnoliopsida; Fabales; Fabaceae
Product: protein SPIRAL1-like 5
Biological process (GO): cortical microtubule organization
Cellular component (GO): cortical microtubule, transverse to long axis
Source: RefSeq, a predicted model, not a curated record
AGGCAAUAAUGCGCAAUUAGGUACAGUGCAUUAUCACAUCAUCUGCACCAUUUUACUGUAUUUUCAUACUUUGCUUCAGCAGACAACAAACAGCACCAGCGGGUAUAUAUAAAGAUAGAUAGAUAGAUAGAGAUAUCUAGGGUUAAUGUUGUUGUGAGUGAAAGAUCUUGAAGGGAAUUGCGUGCGCCAUGAGUAGAGGUGAAAGUUCCGGUGGUGGACAGAGCUCUUUGGGGUAUCUAUUUGGGUCAGAAGAACAGCGAAAUGAAGCUCAACCCACAACAACACUUCCGUUACCACCCUACGGCGUUGAAAUCGACAACACCACUGUUAAUCCUCCUAACACCCAACUUGUUGUCACCAACAACCGAUCUCAACUGGGAAACAUUGUAACUGAUCGUCCAUCAACAAAAGUCAAAUCGGUACCCGGUGGUCAUUCAUCGCUUGGAUACUUGUUUGGAGAUAAGUGAUAUUUCAUUCUCCGACAUUGAUUGAUAGUACUGCUGCUUCUGACAAGAAGAAUCAAUAGUUAUCUGUGUGGGGUUUGAGUGAAUCCAUUAUAAUUUCAUUUUAUUACAAUGUAAAAAGAAAUAAAAUAACAAAAAUCAUGUGAGUGAAUACAAGUGAGUGAAUAAUGUGGGUCAUGUGAGUGAAAAAUAAACUAGUGUGUGCUUAGUGUGUGCUUUUUCUGCUACUUCAAUAAGAAACUUUGUAUAAUUUUAUUUAUGUUCUAUGACUGAUCUUUAGCUAGCA